This is a messenger RNA of Pungitius pungitius (ninespine stickleback), 4553 nucleotides long. It is a transcript of the gene rhoua, whose product is annotated as ras homolog family member Ua. The record is from RefSeq and is a predicted model, not a curated record. The transcript is spliced from 4 exons. The coding region runs from base 275 to 1090 and encodes 271 amino acids. Gene Ontology annotation, molecular function: GTPase activity; protein kinase binding; GTP binding. Gene Ontology annotation, biological process: Cdc42 protein signal transduction; endocytosis; establishment or maintenance of cell polarity. NCBI's taxonomy places the organism in Eukaryota, Metazoa, Chordata, Actinopteri, Perciformes, Gasterosteidae.
GGUCUUGGUGGGACGUCAGGACGGACUGAGACACUAACACACGCCCAACUCUGAUUGGAUCUCCGCUCUUUUCAACUUGGUCUCUCUUAAAUCAACCAUGAAGCAUGAGAUGGGCAGAGAGUCACUUUAUCAGAGUAACAGUUAUAGAUUCUUUGAUAUUUAACGAUGGAAACUAAUAGAAAGCGGUCAGCAGCGACAGCCGUGCGUUUGACAAACCGCCCCGUGACGGAAGAAUGGACGAUGUGAAAACUGUCCCGAGCCGGGAUUGAGCCUCAUGUCGCCCUCCUCCCCGUGCCAGAUGCCUCUGCGGGGCGACGGAGCCCACAAGUCCUCGGAGCCGCUGACCCCCGCCCCGCCCGUCCCGCCGAGGAGGUUCCGGGGCUCCGGCAGGACGCGGCGGGCCGGAGCCGCGGGGCCCGGGGCCGGCGCGGCGGAGCGGCGGGUGAAGUGCGUGCUGGUGGGGGACGGAGCGGUGGGGAAAACCAGCCUGGUGGUGAGCUACACCACCAACGGGUACCCCACCGAGUACGUCCCGACGGCCUUUGACAACUUCUCAGCGGUGGUAUCGGUGGACGGUCAGCCAGUCAAACUACAACUCUGUGACACUGCUGGACAGGAUGAGUUCGACAAGCUGCGGCCUUUGUGCUACACCAGUGCAGAUGUUUUCCUGCUGUGCUUCAGCGUCGUCAGUCCCGCCUCCUUCCAGAACGUUCCUGAGAAGUGGAUCCAGGAGAUCCGGAGACACGCGCCACUCGCUCCACUCGUCCUGGUUGGGACGCAGUGUGACCUCCGAGAAGAUGUCAAGGUUCUCAUUGACCUGGCUAGGUACCGGGAGCGACCCGUGGACCCGGCAGAUGCUCGGGACUGUGCCAUUGAAAUCGGAGCUGUGUCCUACAUGGAGUGCUCUUCGCUGACCCAAAAGAAUUUAAAAGAAGUGUUUGACACGGCCAUACUGGCCAGCCUGCAGAACUACAGCUCCCAUAAGCACCCGAGAGGGAAACAGAAACGAAGAAAAAAGCAAAGGCAGACCCCGGACAAGAUGAAGAGUCUGUCCAAGUCAUGGUGGAAGAGGUACUGCUGUGUGGCCUAGAGCAGUUUGAGUCUCAGAUCCGCUGUUGACUUUCAACUGGGUUUGUCCUCUGCCUGGAGUUGCUUCUAGUUUGGCUUUUUCUCUCUGAUGGAGCCUGAUGUUGAGCUCGACCUUGACUGAACCGAGGCCGGGACUGUCAUGGAUGUACAUUUUAUCACUUGUCGUGUCUUAUCACAGAGGAGGUUUACAUCUGAGCCCAGCCUGGUUCUAACUAAACCUGCUCUGAAACAAAUGCAGUCCCGACAUCUUUUUUACUAACCUGGUUUAAAUCUUAGCCGGCCUGCAGUGGUGCACUGGUAAUCCCUCUGAAGGAGCUGCUGCCUCUCCUGGAAUUAAACUGGCAUUUACCGGGACUAGCAGGGGACCCUCUCCGUGUCACGGCGGAAGAACAAUGUCGCUUUCGAUGAGACCGGUCUACAUUUGAACAAUGUCUGUGGUUGACACAUAUAAUGGAAUCGUGUUUAGUCUCAAAACAACCUUCCGGCCCGGGAAGGAUUGCUGUACACUCGUCACGAGGGCUGAAAUGGAGCGUGACUCGCUGCACCUAAUUUCCAACACUAAGGAUUAGAAAGAACAUCCUUGAUGAGUAACACCGCCUCUAUGACCAGCGUGGUGCUCGUUGACAUUAUUCACAUGAAAAGUAAUCCUGUGUUUUCUGACAUCAUCACUGGGCUUGAUUUAGGUCAGAAAUCAGUCAACAGAUUCGGCCCGUGGAUGAUUUGUCACAUGAUAAAGUGCUCACGCUGCAGCCGAUCAACCUAAUCUGACAUCUGGAUCAUGGUUUGUCUCAUUGGUUUCUGCAUAGUUUGGUUUUCCGUGCGUUUUUCUUCACGCGCUGCCGCUGCUGAAGGCCAAACAUCUCCAGACGUAUCAGCCAUGUGCCGCUUUGCUCAGUAUGACAGGUGACUUCUGCCAACCAGUAACCAUUACGUAUCAAAGCAAACUCAAGCAGUGUCACUGUAGGCUUCAGCACUUAAACAGAAUUAGCUCAACCUAAGCUCCCCGCAUUGGUUUCAAGUUACAAAGUGGAGACUGCUGUUUAUUUCUGGAGGAUUGUUGCCAAAAAUAACUGAAAUAUAUGGAGUUUCAUUUCCGAGCUUUUCAAUGCAACUGUGUAUCUAAGACUGUGAAGUUUGAAUUAUGUAAAUAUUCAUUGAACUCUGUUCUUAGUAGUUCUUGCGAACUAUACAUAGAUUUAUCAUGUCCGUUGCUCUGCGUUUUUUUCUUUUACUCGAAAUAUGCAUAUUAUGAAUACAAUUGUAGCCAUUGAUCAGAUCUAUCCUUCUGCAUCCAAAAUGCUUUAAUGCUCAUUUGUCCGUCCUAUAUCUUGUACGCUCUGUUCGUUCUGCAGCCUCUUCUCUCUUCAAUAUAUACAGUUUAAUAUGUUGUAAGGCAGAAAUAAAUAGGAAAACUUGCGUGGAGAGCAGCUGCCACACCUUCAUUUCUACAUCGUGGAUACUACAACAAGGACCGAACCCUGAAGGUCUUCCCUACGCUGCCUUCAUCCGAAAGACUCUUUGUGUCAGAGCAAGCUUGCAACCAGGUUGCUGUCUGUAAUGGAUUUAAGGCAGAUCUGUCAUUAUUUAGUCAGCAUCAUAAGCUCGCAUGUGGAUCAAGAACAGAAAAUGAUUUCCACUCUAACAUUUCUUCGCCCUGGGGCAAUUUAAACUCUGACCUAAACCCUCAAGAGAAAGAAACCAAGGGACAAGCUAAACCUUUGUGUGAGUAGUGACCCAAAGGUUAUAAGACGAGGUCAAGGGUUAACAUCUUUAACGUGUUCUCCACUCAGAAGGAAAUGUAUUACGUGAAAGUUGAACAAAUGUUCACAGUUUGGCAUUCAUGCAGGUUUUCCGUCUAGUUAUUGCAGAGUGAGAUAAGGCUGCCGGGACAUGCUCAAUCACACAAGAGGAUUUGUGCAAUAGACUUGCGUGGAACAUUUCACCUCUUUGUUUACUAGUCUCUUUCCAAGUUUCUCUGAUGCACACUAAGUGUCCCAAGACAAUGAACACAGCUGCAGCCGGAUAUUGGUCCCAACAUCUGACGCUUUGGCAAAAAUGUUGAUUUUUUAGUUUAGAACUAUGACUACAGAUUUGCAGACAAUGCUUUACUGGAGCAGUUUGGUAGUUUCCUGCUGAAGACGUUACAACUGCGACUGAAUGGGUUCACUGUGUCUCAAUGUUUUGCUCAUGAUAACAAACGCAUUGUUUCUUGCUCUGGGGAAAAAAAACGGCAUAAUAAGUUGCUUGUCUCGCUGUUUGUGUGCAGUCUUGGCCGAUGCUGGAUUAAAGUUGGGUAAAGGUCACUCGGACCCUUUUGAUAGCUGGCAUUUCCUCUGUCAGGUCUGAUCCGUUUUACCGAUUUAUAUAUAUAUAUAUAUAAUUUAUAGAGCACAUGAGUUUCUCAUCAUAGUGAGUAUGUUUGCAUAUAUGAUGGAUAUACAGAGAAGACAACUGCUGUGUUGGUUUAUUCCUGUUAAAAUACAUUAAAACAACAUAAAUUAUUAAAAAAACAAACCUGUAUGUUUAUGUCAAGGACUUGAGGAUGACUCCAUUCUUGCUUGGUUCUCUUCUCUGUAACUUCUGGAUAAUUAAGCAUAUGCUACUAUUCUUAAAUAUUAGAUCCUGCUAUACACUCAUACGUUUUUAACGCAGGUUAGCCAAAGCUACUGGUCCUACUGGACCAAGUACGGCUGCAGCAGAGGAACAUUACUAUUAACUGUUGCAUGACAAUGAUUGUGUUAUUUCUUUCAAAAAAUGUUUUGUUUUCAUUUUUAAUUUGAACUGCCUGUCAAGUGGUGUCCAGUACGGCAGAUGAGCGGCUUUGUUACGUUGAACCGAUGGGUCUCUGAAAGUGAAAUGUUCAGUUGAAAGAGGGUCAGAGAAGAGAUGUGCGGUCGAGUACUGCGUGGCACAUUUUGUGUUUUGUUGAAGGGUAAAAAGAAAUGUUAAUGUUCUGUUUUUGGAACAGGUGCCGUUGUUUGUGGAUUAAAAAUAUGACCGUGAUGGAGGAUUUCAGCCCACACAUUGUGAUUGAUGACAACAAAACAUACAAAACAAAACAGUGUCUGUAUGGGAAUGACCUCAGACUACUGGAGGCAAUUUAUCACUUGACACUUAAUUCCCACACAUUGAAUAAACAACUAGGCCCAUAUAAAGUCCCAGUGAGUUCAAACCAAAGCAGGCAGCCUGGGGAAACAGACGGGACGGUCCAUUCUUGAGAUGUCAUUGUUUUUUGGCAGUUGAUACCUCUAAAGCACACCUGGGCUUACUCACAUGGGCCACCAGCUGAGAGCCUCUCAGCCCACUGAGCCCGUGUGAAACAUCCUUUCUCCUGCAUGUAAAAACAUCGUGGCAGAGGGCAAGCCGCUGCGGCCUGUUCACGUUGAAUGCUCUGUGUAACCGAGGAUGUCAAUCAAAGGCCGAGGUGUUUGUACAGAAGUUUUAUACCCUGAGAAAUAAAGAAU